Pseudopodoces humilis (Tibetan ground-tit) is the source of this 1408-nucleotide messenger RNA. RefSeq names its product UBX domain protein 6 (gene UBXN6). NCBI's taxonomy places the organism in Eukaryota, Metazoa, Chordata, Aves, Passeriformes, Paridae. Gene Ontology annotation, molecular function: protein binding. Gene Ontology annotation, cellular component: cytoplasm. The record is from RefSeq and is a predicted model, not a curated record.
UCCCGUCCCGGUGCUCCCGUCCCGGCGCUCCCGUCCCGGCGCUCCCGUCCAGGCCCGCUCCCGGCCCGGCACCGCCAUGCGCAAGUUCUUCCAGGAGAUCAAGGCCGACCUGAAGUUCAAGACGGCGGGGCCCGGGCAGAAGCUCUCGGAGCCGUCCCGGGCCCCCAAGGAGAAGCCGAAAGCCGAGGUGGCCCCGAAGCCCCGGCAGGCCCCGACCGAUGAGGCGCAGAGGGCGGCGGCCGCGGCGCUGGCCCGGCUGGAGCUGAAGCCCAAGGCAAAGGCACCGUCCGGCUCGCAGGAGGCCAUCAGGAGCCAGGUGAGGAAGGAGCUGAUGGCCGAGGCAGCUGCCAGCGAGAAGGAGCUCUCGGCGGAGGAGAAGGAGCAGGAGGAGGAAGGGGCAGCUGCUCCCUCUGUAUCGGGGGUUUAUUUCAUCUGCCCCUUGAGCGGUGCAAUUGUGAGGAAAGACCAGAAGGAAAAGCAGCUCCGAGAAGCCAUCCAGGCAUAUUUCUCUGUGGACCCGGUGGCUGCUUCCAUCAUGGAGAUCCACACCUUCAACAGGGACCGGGAGAAGGUGCGGCUGUGCGUGGAGACCAUGGCCAAGUACCUGGAUAACAUCUAUCUCCAUCCAGAGGAGGAGAAAUACCGGAAAAUCAAACUGCAGAACAAGGUGUUCCAGGAAAGGAUAAGCUGCUUGGAAGGGACGCACAAAUUUUUCCAGGCUGUCGGGUUUGAGACAAAAACACUGCCUGUUCCAGGACAAGAGGCCACGGAGGAGUUCUACGUGCUGAAGGAGGAGGUUCUGAGCAGGCUGGAGGAGCUGAAGGACCGCAAGGAGCAGCUGCUGAGCUCGGAGCCCGUGCGGGCGCAGCUGCACCGGCAGCUCACGGUGUUCCAGCCGUCGGCCGCGGCCGCGCGCUUCGAGCUGCCCCACGACUUCUUCAACCUCAGCGCGGAGGAGCUCCGGAGGGAGCAGCGGCUCCGGACGGAGGCGGUGGAGAAGGCGGCGAUGCUGAGGACCAGGGCCAUGCGCGAGAAGGAGGAGCAGAGGGAGAUGAGGAAGUACAACUACACCCUGCUCCGGGUGCGCUUUCCCGAUGGAUACAUCCUCCAAGGGACUUUUUAUGCCCGAGAAUCAGUAUCUGUGCUCUACGACUUUGUGAGAGAAGCGCUCAGAGAUGACUGGCUGCCCUUUGAGCUCCUGGGACCCGGAGGUCUCAAACUGACUGACGAGAGCUUGGCCUUCAAUGAAUGUGGCUUGGUGCCCUCGGCCCUGCUGAGCCUGGCCUGGGACGCCGCGGUCAUGGCUGACGUGGAGGCGGCGGCGGAGGAGCAGCGCAGCCCCCUCAGGCCCGAGCUGCUGGCCCGGGCCCAGAGCCUCUCCUGAAAUAAAGGGCCCUGCCUCCCGUGC